Messenger RNA from Salvia splendens (bonfire salvia), 463 nucleotides. Its product is annotated as light-mediated development protein DET1-like. Gene Ontology annotation, molecular function: ubiquitin-like ligase-substrate adaptor activity; ubiquitin protein ligase binding. The coding region runs from base 22 to 354 and encodes 110 amino acids. Lineage: Eukaryota; Viridiplantae; Streptophyta; Magnoliopsida; Lamiales; Lamiaceae. Gene Ontology annotation, biological process: protein ubiquitination; positive regulation of proteasomal ubiquitin-dependent protein catabolic process. The transcript has 3 exons. The record is from RefSeq and is a predicted model, not a curated record. Gene Ontology annotation, cellular component: nucleus; cullin-RING ubiquitin ligase complex.
UGCUGCCAGUGGUGAGCUUAUAUGCAAAGAUUUCUUCUUGUACUCAGAGAAGAAUCAAUAUGGAAUAUUUGCAACGUCAACUGCACAAAUUCCAGUGGCAGUGUUGAUGGUGGGUUGAUUUCAGCAACUGACCGACACAGACAGUCCACUGACCAUCCGAUCAAAUUCAUUUUGAGGAGGCAACCGAAUACUCUUAAAUUUAAGAUCAAACCAGGUCCUGAAGCUGGGAAUUCGGACACCCGGACGAAGAAGAUAUCAUCAUUUCUAUUUCAUCCGAUUUUGCCCCUAGCAAUAUCUGUGCAACAGACUCUAUUUUUGCAGCCAGCAGUUGUUAAUAUCCACUUCCGUAGAUAAUUCUUUGCCAUUUCCUACACGAAUUUGUAUUUUUCUGAUUGGUAAAACCAUACAUAUUUGAAAUUCUUCCCUCUCUAUAUUCAUAAAAUGCGUACGAAUUCUUGUGAGA